Molecule: messenger RNA, 2641 nt
Organism: Oreochromis niloticus (Nile tilapia)
Lineage: Eukaryota; Metazoa; Chordata; Actinopteri; Cichliformes; Cichlidae
Gene: serbp1a
Product: SERPINE1 mRNA binding protein 1a
Exons: 10
Coding region: 124-1347 (407 amino acids)
Cellular component (GO): nucleus; cytoplasm
Molecular function (GO): mRNA 3'-UTR binding
Source: RefSeq, a predicted model, not a curated record
CGGAUGUCUAUCGCGCCGGAAGAGAAGACGGUCCUUUCCCAGCCAUCUUGUGGCUUCACCUAGCGAAGUGCUCGCACCAAGCCUCGUAGAAUCGGAGGAAAAUCCUGCUGAAGGGGCGCCAUCAUGCCCGGACAAAUGCAAGAAGGUUUUGGCUGUGCCAUAACCAAUCGGUUCGACCAGUUAUUUGACGACGAGUCGGAUCCGUUUGAGCUGCUGAAGCAAGCCGAAGUAAAGAAGAAGAAGGAGGCUUCUGCCCCUGGUGCCGCCAAGACUGCAGCCCAGGCUGCCAAGCAGCCCAAAAAGGAGUCUCAGAAAGAGAGAAAGGCCCCCUUGGCUGAUAAGAAGGAGGAGACCCAGGCCGUCCCGCUCAAGAAAGAUGCAUCAGGAUUUGACCUAGUUCCAGGAGGUGCUGGAAUGAGGAGAAUGGGCCGGAAGCCGGAGGGUGAGGGGUCCAGACCCCAGGGCGGCCAGGGAGAAGGACGCCCCGCAACAGACAGACGGCCAGCGGAGAGGCGGCCACCUCGUCGCUUCGAGAGGCCUGCUGGCGACUCUGGCGAGAAACCUGAGGGUGGUGAAUUUUCAGUGGAGAAGCCCGUCAGCGACAGGCCAAUGAGGGGACGCGGUGGCGGUAGGGGAGGCCGCGGAGGCAGGGGUCGCGGCAUGGGUCGCAGCGAUGGCUUUGAUUCCCGAGGAAAACGUGAAUUUGAUCGGCACAGCGGCAGUGACAAAUCUAGUUUGAAAGGAGAAGAGAAGCGUGGUGGAAGUGGAUCUCACAACUGGGGCACCGUUAAGGAUGAACUGAAUGAGCUUGACCAAUCAAACGUCACUGAAGAAAACCCUGAAGGAGAGGAGCAUCCAGCUGCCGACUCUGAGAACAAAAGGGAGAAUGAGGUUGAAGAAGUGAAGGAAGAAGGCCCCAAGGAGAUGACUCUGGAUGAAUGGAAGGCCAUGCAGGACAAGGACCGCGCCAAGGUAGAAUUCAACAUCCGCAAGCCCAACGAGGGAGCUGAUUGGAACAAAGGAUUUGUGCUCCACAAGUCCAAGGCAGAAGAUAAGAAAGGUGAUCUGAUUGACCCUGAGGUUGAGGAGCCGAAGGGAGAUGAUGAGCACCACUGCAGGAAGCCAGCCAAUGACAUUACGUCACAGCUGGAGAUCAACUUUGGAGACCUGGGCCGUCCAGGCCGUGGACGUGGUGGACCACGUGGUGGCCGUGGAGGUGGAGGUGGAGGUGGAGGUGGCCGUGGCCGCGGCGAAGCCACCAGGCCAAUGCGUGGUGGAAGGUCUGACAAGUCAUCUACGUCUGUGCCAAACGUGGACGACCCAGAGGCCUUCCCAGCCCUGGCUUAAGCCAUGGUUGCUAAUCCUCAGGCCUACAGGAGCCUCCUGAGCACCUCCACUACGAGGCUUGCAUGUUCCUGGAUCCUUCAGCAGAGUGAACCAAUGGAGAAGACUGUCAUUUACUAUGACACUCAAUGUGAGGACUGAGUUUUACCCAAUAAAAACAAAACGAAGAUGGAAAAAAAAAACAGAAAUUAACAAAAAAAAACAAAAAAAUAAAAGGACUUCUUGCUACUCUGGAGCAACUUAUUGGUAGAGGUUUUGUACUUGGAAACAAAGUAGCAGGGAUGUUUUCAUACAGUAUUUUUUUCAGAGGUUAUGCAUUGUCCAUUGAUAAAUUUUUGUAAUUGCUGCUUGAAAAUAUGCAUUUUGAAAGAGUAUCUUUAGUGUGGUGUGUGCCAUUGCUUUCUCGCUUUAAACUAGGCACUGUGGAGCUCCAACCCAAGCUCAUAAGCUCUGCCACACCAGGUAUUUCAGAUGACGUUACAGCUUCAGUCAUUGAGAUUUAUGGAUUUUUUUUUUUUCUUUAGCACUGGGAUAUUGUUUUAUAUUUUGUACAGGAGGUCUAUUCUUGUAUGAUCUUCAGCCUGUAAAUCGUAACUAUUUUCAUAGAUUCUUUCAGAGACUGUAUUUCACAUGGUGCAAAUAGGAUGCAUCUUGAUCUUUGAUCAAAAGGUGCUACCUAUCUUUGAAUGCAUUGAUGAAAUGGCGCCUAAAUCUGAAUUUAAGGUUCUUUUUGUACUGAAGAUGUUUUGAAGGAGUAACAUUAGGACAUUUUGGAGGAGCACGCUGGUGAUAACUCUUAAAUUUGCGCUGAUCGUGAAACAUUGGUCAGGUGAAUUUAUUAGCAGCUCAAAGAUAUUUCACAUUUUCUCGUUACUUGUUAUUUGAAGUGCAAACCUCGGUCUAAUGUAUCUUCCUCCUUGCCCAUUUCAUCUUUGAUCACUGGCCAUGUGCGAGUCAAUUAAUGCCUUUCUUUUUACUUUAGAGCGAUAAGGGGAGGAAGUGUUUUUACACAGUUGAGAUUUGACCCUCUCCAACUGUUUACACACUCCACUCUGGUAUCCUUUUACAGAUGUAAACUCAGCCCAGCUUCAGUUUGUUUCUGCAGUCUGUUCUGUGCUGAUAUUUUCCUCCACUGUUGACUUGCCCUGUAGCUUCCACAGUGGCACCACUGCAUAAUUGCUCUGAAAGAAAUACAGUUGUCCAUUGUGUGGAACAACAGAAGUUCUCUACAAAUGUGUGAAUUCUAGCCCUGCUAUUGGAGACCUCUGUCGGUAAAUAAAGGUGGUCGAUAAAUUUU